This is a messenger RNA of Culex pipiens pallens (northern house mosquito), 1113 nucleotides long. Its product is annotated as transformer-2 protein homolog beta-like. NCBI's taxonomy places the organism in Eukaryota, Metazoa, Arthropoda, Insecta, Diptera, Culicidae. The record is from RefSeq and is a predicted model, not a curated record. Gene Ontology annotation, cellular component: spliceosomal complex. Gene Ontology annotation, biological process: positive regulation of mRNA splicing, via spliceosome. Gene Ontology annotation, molecular function: RNA binding. Bases 151 to 864 code for a protein of 237 amino acids. The transcript has 4 exons.
CACGUGCUUUUCGGCACAAGCCACGUGGUUCGGUUGCGUAGGUGGUGCUUCGAAAAACGCCAGUAGGCCAUGCGUUUGCCUAAGUUGGUAAUUUUCACUCUGCCAGCUGAUUUUCGUGAAAAGUGAUCAGCUGAUUAUUGCGUGCUCAAAAUGGUUUUUUCUCGCAGCCCGAGUUGCACUCCACCGCGCAGCUACCGGAAGCACCGCAGCGACCGGAAGGAUCGUCGAAGCCACCGGCGCAGUUCUCGGCAUCGACGCCACCGACGCAGUGUCAGCACCGUUUCGGGCUCGUCGUCCGGAUGUUCCUCGUGCUACAAUCGCCACCGGUCACCGCUGCCGGAAAAGGACCGUCCGGUUGAUCCGCCGCCGUCUACCUGCCUCGGCGUGUUUGGCCUCAGCAAUUACACCCAGGAGGCGGACCUGAGGACCGUAUUUGGCCGGUUCGGAUUGAUCGAGAAGGUGCAGAUCGUGUACGACGCCAAGACGAAGGCGUCCCGCGGGUUCGGGUUCGUGUACUUUGUUAACCUGGAGGACGCUUCCGCGGCCAAGGUGCAGUGCAACGGAAUGGUAAUGCACGAGCGAACCAUCCGGGUGGACUAUUCCGUUACGGAGCGACCCCACACGCCCACGCCGGGGAUUUACAUGGGCGAGCGAGAGGAUCGACGGCGCCGGAAGCACCGGAGUUCGUACAGCUACCGGGGACGGAGUUAUGAUGACGACUACCACCACGGACGUUCGAGGCGCAGUUCGUCGCGAUCCCAUCGGCGCCACCGCCGCUCUCGGCACCGCCACCACCGCCGUCGUCGAAGCCAUUCCAGAAGCUAUUCGCGCAGCCGAUCCUGGUCGAAUUCUUCCCGGGAUUAAGCAGCCUGAAGCGAUACAUUACCACCUGUUGAACUGGGGAUUGUGAAGAUUUCAUCACACUUAUUAAAACAAUUUUUUUAAUUUAUUUGAUUGUUGAAUAGCUGUAACAUUGUGAAAUAAACGGUACAUGGACUGCUAAAUUGUUCUGUUUAUCGCUCUACCACGAAGAUCCAACGGCGUCCGGUAGCCAACAGUUGGGCCAAUAAAAAUUGUGCCCCCAUCAAUAAAGGUGGGGCCAGCCGGAGCUCA